Arachis ipaensis is the source of this 792-nucleotide messenger RNA. Lineage: Eukaryota; Viridiplantae; Streptophyta; Magnoliopsida; Fabales; Fabaceae. The record is from RefSeq and is a predicted model, not a curated record.
UUCAUAGCCACUCCAACAACAACAACAAACACUUCACUUUGAACUAAGUUUCUAUUAUCGAUCUAAGUUGUUUUGAAACCAUAAUAAUGUCUCUGAUUUCUCAAAUGGUUGGCGAUGAUGAAACCUUAGACCCUUUUCUGUCCAUGAUGAACAGGUGCCCCGUCCUAAGCACCCCAACAGAUUGGAAGGAGACAAAAGACGCGCAUGUUUUUCUUUCAGAUCUUCCCGGUCUCAAGAAGGACGAGGUCAAGGUGGAGGUCGAUGGAAGGGUGCUUCAGAUAAGUGGUGAUAGGCAUGCCGAUGACGACGAUGACGACGACAAGAACAAGAAGAUGAUAAAGUGGCACCGCGUUGAGCGGUGCCGCGGGAAGUUCCAGAGAAGGUUUAGACUCCCGGAAAAUGCUAAGGUUGAGCAGGUUAAAGCUCACAUGGAGAAUGGUGUGCUUGUUGUUACUGUCUCUAAGCAAGAGCUCAAGAAACCAAACACCAAACUGGUUCAGAUUCAGGGAAAUUGAUUCCGUAAAUUUUGGAUAUGAAUUGCAGUACAAGUCAAUGUUCGAAGAAAUGAAUUGUAUCUUUAUUUUCUUUGUAAAAUAAAUAACGACUUUGGUGAGAACUCUUGUGCAGUCGACUUCACAUAAAGUUGAUAAUUGAGAGCCGUACUGAUUUGAUUAAAUUUUUUUUUAACGGCUUUCAAUUAUCAACUUCACGUGAAGUCGACUGCACCUGAAUUUUCACUAAUAAGUAAUAUCUAUGCUAAGUCUACGUAUAUAUUAAAAUUAGUUAAUAGAG